AUGAUCUUGCCACACGUUGAUCUCCAGUUGGACCUGGCAAAACCAGAUAUUCUCCAAAACCUACCUUCUCCUACUCUCAAACUCUGCUUCUCUAUCUGCAGGGAAGAUUGUGAGCUCUUUUACUUCAUCAUUUCUUCCUUUUGGUCUUUCUUGCUUACAGCCAGAAGUGACUUCUAUCAACCAAAGUAUAGAUUUGAGAGAUGCGACAAAGUGAAAGGAAUAUGUAAAACAUUUUGUGAUGAUGUUGAGUAUGAUUAUGGAUACUGCAUUAAAUGGAGAAAUCAGUGCUGCAUAUAA
This is a messenger RNA of Trichechus manatus latirostris (Florida manatee), 297 nucleotides long. RefSeq names its product beta-defensin 110-like. Lineage: Eukaryota; Metazoa; Chordata; Mammalia; Sirenia; Trichechidae. The transcript is spliced from 3 exons. The coding region runs from base 1 to 297 and encodes 98 amino acids. The record is from RefSeq and is a predicted model, not a curated record.